AAUGUUUAUUUGAGUUUGUUUGUUAUUAUGGCUGAAGAAAUACAGAGCUUCGCGUAUAAGUAUUGCCUGUCCUCCAUGGCUGCGACUGUGGCAGAAACAGUGACCUUUCCACUGGACAUAACAAAAACCAGACUUCAAAUCCAAGGAGAGAGAGCAUCAACCAUUCAGUCUACCACAGCUGCUAAUGUGCCUUACCGGGGUAUGGUGAGGACAGCAGUUGGCAUAGUUGAAGAAGAAGGAUUAAGAAAUCUGUGGAGUGGUGUCACCCCAGCGAUUUUAAGACAUAUUGUUUACACAGGCUCAAGAAUGACAGCCUAUGAAUUCUUGCGAAAUAAAGUGUUGAAAAGAAAUCCAGAUGGAAGAUUUCCCUUAUGGAAAUCAGUGAUUGCAGGGAUGAGUGCAGGUGCCUUUGGACAGUUCAUAGCCAGUCCAACUGAUCUUGUUAAAGUUCAAAUGCAGAUGGAAGGAAAACGAGUUAUUUUAGAGGGACGUCGACCAAGGGUACGAAACACUGUACACGCUUUUUCAACCAUUGUUCGUAAACAUGGCGUCCGAGGGCUCUGGAAAGGUUGGGCUCCCAAUGUACAGAGGGCGGCCUUAGUAAAUAUGGGAGAUCUUACCACUUACGACACCGUGAAGCAUCUCUUGCUUCAUCACACAAGUUUGGAGGACAACUGGGUCACUCACACUUUUUCGAGUGGCUGCUCAGGACUGAUCGCUGCAACAAUCAGCACUCCAGCAGAUGUGGUCAAAACAAGAAUAAUGAACAAUCCUAACGUGUAUAGAGGAUCCAUAGACUGUUUCUUGAGUGCGGUAUGUAAGCUCCAUGGUCGUUAA
This is a messenger RNA of Pocillopora damicornis (cauliflower coral), 837 nucleotides long. Its product is annotated as mitochondrial uncoupling protein 4. The record is from RefSeq and is a predicted model, not a curated record. Lineage: Eukaryota; Metazoa; Cnidaria; Anthozoa; Scleractinia; Pocilloporidae.